Argentina anserina (silverweed cinquefoil) is the source of this 687-nucleotide messenger RNA. RefSeq names its product probable helicase MAGATAMA 3. The transcript has 4 exons. The coding region runs from base 33 to 521 and encodes 162 amino acids. Lineage: Eukaryota; Viridiplantae; Streptophyta; Magnoliopsida; Rosales; Rosaceae. The record is from RefSeq and is a predicted model, not a curated record.
GACUCAGUGUGGGCUAAACCCUUGUGACGGCGAUGACUGUGGAGAUAGAGAGGCUUCGGUCCCAAGAAGCUGAUUGCAUAGCCCGUUUCCACAAGAUUGUUCUCACUUGGGACUUCCUCCGCAUAGUCCAGGAGACCCAAAGAAGAAACAAGGAAAAGGGAGAGGAGGAAAGAUGGGAGAGCUUGGGAAUUACGAAAGUCAAGGACAGAUACACUGACGUUGAUGACUAUAUCUCUACCUACGAGCCUCUCCUUUUCGAAGAAAUCAAAUCUGAGAUUGCUUCCAACAAGGACCGCUUGGGAGCAGGCAAGGACACAUUGGUGAAGAAAUGGGUGGAAAAGGAUGGUGGGUUUAUCAUUGCUACUCUUUGUGUUGACAUGGAUGAGGGCGACGACGAUCAUAAGAAAGUCAAGCCCAAUGAUCUUUUUCUAUUGUCCAAAAAAGUGUGGUCAAAAUCAACGGUUUCGGAUGAGACUUCUUAUAAAAAAAUAUGCAUUUGCAUUGGUGGAAAGUCGCGGUAGAGACUCUACUAUAAGACUCCGAAUGUUUUUGGCCGGGGAGGUCAGAGAUUUGAACACAGAUGCCAUUCAAUAUUGUUCAAGGCUGGCACAAGUGCGGUCAUUGGUUACUUCUAAUGUUCAAGGAGACAGGCUUUUCCACGUUACAAAGGUAAUGCCCAACGUUGUA